CUGAAAACCAUUUUUCAACUUUUUCUUUUCUUUUCUUUCUUUCUUUCUUUCACUUUACGUAGACCAAGAUCAAGUUUAUUGAAGAUAGAAUCUCAAAAUGUCACAACGCAGUCGACUCUCAACUCAUUCAGCUACUUCUAAUCAUUCUACUACAACUAAUCUUGAUCAACUUUAUCAAUACACACUUCGAGUAGCUUACAUUUCUUAUCUUGCUUCAGCUCGAUCUCAAGCUUUAGCUCAUCAAGAAGAAGCAUCUCACAAUACUCCUAACUUACCGUCAUCUAAAUUACCUUCACUUCAUCGUCCACAUUUACGACAUCAAGCUGAAACUUGGACAAACGCACUCUUCUCGAUUGGUGAUGUUUUCAAGGAUGCUUCUGGCUCAAAAGAUGGAAAAAGUGCUAAAUUCCCAAAGGAACUGGUCAAGGUCCUUAGAGAUAAAAUCGAAAGAAUCGCAAAGGGGACUGAUCAGUAUCAUCAAGAUAUGUUAUUACGUUCGACUUUUGGGGUCUUCUAUGGAACAUACACUAGUGAUGGUUUCUUAAAGCAAUUAAAGGAGAACAGAAAAAUUGAAGAGUUGAUUUUGUCAUUUGUCACUACGGCCACUACUGUCUUAAAGAAACGAUUAGAUGGAGACGAAUGGAAGGUUCAUCUGAAUUCUCAAGUCGGAAUCUUUGUGACUAUCAUCCGAGAUUGUCUUCGAUCAAAAGAUGUAAAGGGUGUCUCACCCGAACUCAACGCACGUCUCGAUAGUUAUGCUUCUAAACUCGUCCCACCCAAUCUCGAUCAUCAUGCUCUUGGUCGAACAGACUAUAGACAGUCACUUCAUAUUGCAACAAACGUAUCUCCACAUCCAUCUACUUCGACCGAUACUUCCUCUAUAUCUCCUUGGGCUGUCAGCUAUAGUGUUCAAGACAUGUCAUCAAUCCUUUUGGUUGGUCUCCUCUUUGGCGUAUCAGAGGCUCAGCUUCAGAAAGAUGUCAAUGCGAUUAGAAAAAUUUGUACAGAAAAAGCAGCAAUUGAGGAUCUCAAAUUAUGUAUAUCCAAUAUCUCUCAACAAUGUCGAUUUCCGGGUCGACGCCGUGAUUUCUCUUCAGAUGAAGCAUAUCAAGAAUGGCGUACGAGUGAGCUUACUGCACUUCAGCAAACAAUGUUACAGAUGAUCAAGAAUAAUCCAGAGCUAGUGCAUACUCAAUCCACAAACGGAAGUAACAAUGCCUCUGCUGCGUCUACAAAUACUGGGAGUGGCAGCGCUGGAGUGGGUGAUGAUUUUGUGGUAGUGAGUGGAAGGGAUGGUGCAGGUACGCCAACUCAUGCGAUCGGUCAUAAUUCGGCUGUGUCUAGUAAUCAUACAUUUGAGGACGGAUCCAAUCAAUCUAACCAGUCCUUUACAUACAUACCUCCUAACCCUAUCAGUCACUAUAUCAAGCUGAUGGACCAAUGUCUGGAUUAUGAUUUAAAGUCAAUGUCAGAUUUGGAUGAGAAUGAAGAAGUCUCAUUGAAGAUUUUAACUACAAGUCAUUUAGAAUUACUCGAGCAAUGUGGAUCUCGGUGGCGGCUGAUGUCUCCCUUUAAAAUCUUGGUCUUCUUUAAUGCGAUUUGUAAGCGAUUCGAAGAUGAAGAAAUUCCAAUCAUUGAAUGUGUGAUCGAAGCUUUGAAUGAUGUGAUCAAGUUGCUCGACGAAGUCGCCUUAGAACGAUGGGCAAUUCGUGAUAAAGGAAUGAUCAUCAAAACCAUGUCAAGCUUGUUUGAUACCCUUCUACGAAGAGUUUAUGAAGCCGCACAAUCAACCGUCGAUGGCAAACCAACAGAUGAUCUUCCCAAUAUACUCGAUACCUUGAUGCUAGUUUAUGAAUCAGAACCAUUCCAGAUGAUCAGUGAUCUUGAACAACGAUUUCUUGAGUUCACUGAAGCUGUGACUCAACUAUAUGACCGAUUGUAUACAAUCAAAUCAAAUGAGCUUUUCGCUCGUGAACGGCCUAAUGAUAUCGUACCUUUUCUUGAAUUGAUAAGCUGGUUGAACUCCUCAUCUAGUCGACUCAAUAAACGUUUUAAGCAACCUAUCUUGGAUCGGAUCGACCUAGUCCAAAUCUUCCUUGGCCGAUUAUGUCAACUCUUGGUAGAAGAUGUGGACGCUAUGAAGGCAAUGCUUUUACCACCUCCUUUACCACUUCAAAAUCAUCAAAAACUAAAUCCCACAAAUGAGAAAAACGACGGAGGCUCUGCGGAAGCCACGCAAGCCUCGUCUAAUGUGAAUGACGCUGAUAUUCUUGACUUGUAUAGAUCACUUCUAGAUAUCAAGAAGAAGCAUGAUAUGUGUAAUCCUGAUGCCGAAUUGCCACUCAUGAUAGAUGAAUGGUUCGGGCCUUAUAUGCAAUCCUGGUUAGAUAGUGUCGAUGCUAAAACUACCGGUUGGGUGCAAUCUGCAAUCAAUGCUGAUAAGUUUUUACCUGAAGGAAAUGAUUCGCACAGCUCUUCCGUUGUUGAUUUGAUGGACUCUUGUAAAUCAGCGGUAGACUUUGUGCAAAAACUGAAUUGGCCUAAUGAAUAUCAAAAUGCCAAGUUCAUGACUAGACUAGCUCGGACCAUCAGCAAGUCUAUUGAGCAAUAUUCACAGACAAUGGAACAGGCUUUUGUUAGUGAGAUGUUCCCGAGGGCUAAUACGGAUGCGGAUCGCGAAGCGAAUCGAUCGGCAAUAUGGACUCGCGCUAAACUCGCUGUACAAGGCGACAAGAAGCCUGAUGCGUUCAAUUUCCAAGAAGCUUCAUGUGUGAAACUGAACAACAUCGAGGCAGCCAGAGUGCUAUUGGACAAGAUGUACAGCUCAAUCGAUGCUGAUAACGUGGCAAGGAUUAUCCAUGAAUACGAACCCGAACUGCAUGAUCGACCCCAGAAGCAGGCCUCGGGUUUUCUCUUUACCGUCAAGGUCGUGAUGGCUGAAGGUCUAGUGAAGGCUGAUGGAUCAUUGAAUAAGAUCGAUCCCUUUUUGACCUUGAGUGAUGAAAAAGGAAACCGAAUAGCAAAGACACGUACACUUUAUGAAACCACAUCACCUCGUUGGAAUGAGACCUUUGAUAUCUCGGUCAAAAGUCCACUUUGGUUAGCUGCGACGAUUUAUAAACGAACUCUAAUGGAAAAGCACGAGGUAGUAGGACGUGCAUUCUUACAUCUCAAUCCUAAAGUUUUCGAUGAUUUCUUGGCCCAUGACCUUUUCCUUGAUCUUGAUACACAAGGAAAGGUUUUGAUGCGGGUAAGUAUGGAGGGUGAGAAGGAUGAUAUUCAGUUUUAUUUCGGACGAGCAUUCCGUUCUUUGAAAAGGGCUGAGACAGAUAUGGUACGAAUGAUAGUAGACAAAAUCUCGCCUGUAAUCCGGUAUUUCUUAUCGCACGCCAAUUUACGAAAGUUGGUACCAAGUCAAGGGUUUAUGCGAUCGAUUGAUAUGUCGAAAAUGUCAACGAAGAUUGAUAUCGAUCUCUCGAAGAUGACAAGCUACGGUGCUGCGAUGAAGGCAGAGUCAACCUCUAGUGCAGAAGCAAUGAGGAGUAAGGGACCAAAAGUAUUGACGGAUUCAGAUAUCGAAAAUGCGAUUGCGGACUUGUUUGAGUACUUUGAUCAGUGCAUGUCCGUACUGAAGCAUGCACUCAGUGAGACUGCUGGUCGUCUGGUCAUGAGCAAAAUAUGGAAAGAGAUCCUGUCAAUCAUCGACGGGCUACUCUUACCACCGCUGUCGGAUCAACCUACAGAUAUGAGACCAUUGAGCGAGAAAGAAGUAGACGUAGUCUUGAAGUGGCUUAAAUUUCUUACCAAUUUCUUACAUGCAAACGGCGAAGGUAUGCCGAUUGAAGAAUUGCAUAAUCAGAAAUAUAAGGAAAUUUGGUCGAUCGGCUUUUUCUAUGAUCAACAUACUGAUCAUCUCAUGGAAGAAUGUGUACGAGCUAUGCAACAGCAUUUGAGUCUAGCGCCCACCAAGUUAGUGACAAGGAACAAAUCAGUUUAUCAACAACGAAACCUGGGGACGAUCAGGAAACGGAAAGCUGAGAAGAAGUUAGACCAAGAACCUACGAGUAGUGAAAUGAUCAUGAGGAUCCUAAGGCUAAGGCAAGCUCAACUUUCAUUAUCAUGA
Messenger RNA from Melampsora larici-populina 98AG31, 4123 nucleotides. RefSeq lists its product as uncharacterized. NCBI's taxonomy places the organism in Eukaryota, Fungi, Basidiomycota, Pucciniomycetes, Pucciniales, Melampsoraceae. The record is from RefSeq and is a predicted model, not a curated record. The transcript is spliced from 13 exons. The coding region runs from base 98 to 4123 and encodes 1341 amino acids.